Molecule: messenger RNA, 2181 nt
Organism: Pneumocystis jirovecii RU7
Lineage: Eukaryota; Fungi; Ascomycota; Pneumocystomycetes; Pneumocystales; Pneumocystaceae
Exons: 7
Coding region: 1-2181 (726 amino acids)
Biological process (GO): protein phosphorylation; intracellular signal transduction; regulation of MAPK cascade
Cellular component (GO): cytoplasm
Molecular function (GO): ATP binding; protein serine/threonine kinase activity
Source: RefSeq, a predicted model, not a curated record
AUGGCGUAUAAUCCGUCUUCACAUUAUUUUAUGAAUCCAGGGCCUGCACCUACGCCACCUGUUAAAAUAUCUUCAUAUUCGUCUCUUAAUUCAGUGCCUUUACGUGGAACAGAGGUAUCUCAAAUACAUAAGGAUUCCAAGGGUAUUUUGAAAAUUGGAUGGGCGAGUGUGAAAGAAGAUAGUAUUAAAAGUUGGAUAUGGACAAAAAAGUAUUUGGUUUUGAAAGAAAAAGCACUUUAUAUUCUGAAGAACGAGAGCUCAACAAGUUCUGGGAUUGUUAUACCUCUACGUGAGAUUGUAAAUGUAGGCCGUAUUGAGUUGAAGGACUAUUGUUUUGAGAUUGUAAGGGAGCCUGGAAUUGGUACGUCUAUACCAGAUGGUUCCGGUACAAAGAAGAGCUAUUUUAUUAGUGUAAAAAGUGAUAAUGAACUUUAUUCAUGGAUGGAUGAGAUUUAUUCUAGAUGUCCAUUGAUGAUGGUUUCAAAUCCAACAAACUUUACACAUAAGGUUCACGUUGGUUUUGACCCCAAAAGCGGCGGAUUUACUGGGCUUCCAGAAGAAUGGACAAGGCUUUUAACAGCUAGUGCUAUUACGAAAGAAGAUUAUGCAAAAAAUCCAGAAGCAGUGAUUGAAGUGCUUCAAUUUUAUAGUGAUACUCAAUUACGAGAGAAAGACGAAUUUGGUGACAUGGGGAUGUAUAGAUCUGACAUUUAUAAUUCAGGAAUUUGUGAUAGGAGGUCUACAGUGCAAAAUAGAACAAAUAAUGAGAAUUUUUAUAUUAAUAAUGCUUAUAUUCAGACGUAUCCUCAGUCAUCAUUAUCUAAAAAUGUUAAUACUCUUGGUGAUCAAUUUAAAAAAAUGGAUAUUAAAAAUAUGGAGAAAAUGAUACCUCGACGUAUGCCUCCUACUUUGCCAUCGUAUCAGCCACAUAGAUCGAACGUUGAUGCGGGCUCUUCUCUUAAAAAUAUUGAGGCACUUCCUUCUGAUUCUGAAAAGCCGUUUCCACCCAUUUUGAAGAAACAAAGGAAUCCUCCGGCUGAUUUGUUAAAGCAUAAUCAAUCUCAAAAUAAUUUAGCGAUUAUGCGACAAGCACCAACUCAACCAUUGCCGAAAGUUCCCACUACACUAAAUACAACUGAUGCACCGAAUACACCUGUUGCUGUUCCUAUGAAACCGCAUGUUCAUGGAAAGUCUUCAUCAGCGCUACCGUUAAAUGUGCGGUCAGAUAAACAAGAACAGUUUUCUGAAGAAAAGAAAACAACUGAUUUGACAGAAAAUCAGGUUAUGGAGAGACUUAGAAAUGUGGUUUCAAUUGAAGAUCCGAAUAUUUUAUAUAGCAAGAUUAAGAAAGUAGGGCAGGGCGCUAGUGGUUCUGUUUAUGUCGCAAAAGUGAAUAUAAAUAUAAAAACAUGUAGUGGAGAAUUAAGAGCUGGUUCAAAAGUAGCUGUUAAACAAAUGGAUAUUGCUCAUCAGCCAAGGAGAGAAUUGAUUGUUAAUGAAGUUCUUGUAAUGAAAGAAAGUCAUCAUCCGAAUAUCGUUAAUUUUUUAGAUGCUUAUUUAGCUAAGAAUUCUGAAUUAUGGGUCAUUAUGGAAUAUAUGGAGGGCGGUGCUUUGACUGAUAUAAUUGAUAAUAAUACUUUAACAGAGGAUCAAAUUGCUGCUAUAUCUUUAGAGACAUGUAAAGGUCUUCAACACCUUCAUCAACAGAAAAUUAUUCAUAGGGAUAUUAAAAGUGAUAAUGUCCUUUUAGAUUUUCAUGGUCGCGUAAAAAUCACUGAUUUUGGGUUUUGUGCAAAAUUAACGGAACAAAAGAAUAAGCGUGCAACAAUGGUAGGAACACCAUAUUGGAUGGCUCCUGAAGUUGUUAAACAGAAGGAAUAUGGUGCAAAAGUUGACAUAUGGAGCUUGGGAAUUAUGGCUAUAGAAAUGAUAGAAACUGAGCCACCUUAUUUAAAUGAAGAACCUUUAAAGGCAUUGUAUCUUAUUGCUACUAAUGGCACUCCAACAUUAAAAAAACCGGAUAAGCUAAGCAAAGAACUUAAAAGCUUUCUGGCUGUUUGUUUGUGUGUAGAUGUGAAAAGCAGAGCUACUGCUGAGGAACUUUUAGAGCAUGAAUUUUUAAAGAAGUCAUGUAGUCUUUCUAAUCUGUCAUCUCUUUUGGCAUUUAAAACUGGGAAAUAA